Scylla paramamosain (green mud crab) is the source of this 1594-nucleotide messenger RNA. RefSeq lists its product as uncharacterized. Bases 290 to 763 code for a protein of 157 amino acids. Lineage: Eukaryota; Metazoa; Arthropoda; Malacostraca; Decapoda; Portunidae. The transcript has 6 exons. The record is from RefSeq and is a predicted model, not a curated record.
AUUGAGGAGGAAGCGCCCCAGCAUUGCCCCGAGGAGACGAACGUUGGCCACUGCCUGGGUGUAGGGCGGCCCCGAGGCGCUGACCCAGCCCACCACCACCACGUUCACGUCCCCCCACGCCAAGACGAAUAAUGUUAGGCGUGAACGAAAAGGGCAUAACAUUGGAUAUAGAGGAGACUUCCGAGUUGCCAAGAAGGUCGACCUGCCAACUAUCAUGAAGACAUUACUGAGACACACAGGAAGGGAGGCGUCGCAAGAAUAGGAAGAAUGAAAGAAGUACAAUGGAGGAAUGAGCCAUAGCGUGUCCGGAAGAUAUGGUGUGACUGAGUAUACAAUUACCAGUGUCUCAAAGGCCGAUGAAGGAAUUUACUUGUGCUCAGCUGAGAACAGUGCAGGAACAACUGAUGAGAGAUUGCAGUUACUGGUAGAAGAUGUACUGCCUGGCACUCUUCGCCCUGCUGUGCCUCCUCCAGGCACCCGUGUUAGUACUGGGGGUGGUGGAGUUGUGUACAUUCCAGCAGGAAGCCCCUAUGAAUUCAUGUGCUCAGGAGAAGGGCCAGAGAGUGACCAGCUUGAGUUCUCCUUCCGUCGCAGUGACAACCGCCCACUGCCACAGGGAUCUCGGACCCACCAGGGUACUCUUUACUUAACUGUUGUGGAUGAGUCAGCCUCAGGGGAGUAUGCUUUUGUGGGCCGUGACCGCAUCUCUGGAAGCAUUCUCUUCACCAUUUACACCACCAUUGAAGUGCUUGACACCUUCUAGUGCCAGGAUGGACGUAUCAUUAACCGUCAGCAGCGUUGUGAUGGCCGAAGGGACUGCAGUGAUGGCUCAGAUGAGAUUGAUUGUCGUGAGUUUUGACCAUUUAUUUUAUUAUCCUAUGUCACUUUUCUUGUAUCAUUUACUGGACAUGUUUUCAGUUGAUUUUUGAAAACUUUCUCUCAUUUUGAUGUAAUUCAUUUUCUUAAUACAUUUUGAAUAUUAUGGUAUUUGCUUGACUAUCUUAUUAUAUUCAUGGUAAAUUUUUUAGUACUCUUUUCAAAGCUUUUGUAAUGAGUCAUAGGUUAUCUUGAUUUGACUCGUCUUUUUAUAAUCUAAGGUCUUUCUCCUCUUAUGCUUUACCAGCAUGUAUAUUUUUCAUGUUUGUGGUAAAUUUUGAGCACAUUCAGUAUUUACCUAAUUGUUCUUCAAGCUUUCCUUGUUUAUUCAUUUAGGUAUAAUUUUUGUAAAUUUUGUAGUACUAAGUACAUGGACAGAGAACACACAAUACAUAUUGGAAUAUAUAUAGCAGAAUUUGUUGUAAUAAGACAGAAAUGCGGUCUUCCUUUAGGAAACACAACAGAGCCCAUUUUCCGUAGGAAAGUUUCCCAAAGAACUGGGUUAUGAUGCAGAAAACCCUCCAUUGAAUUAUGAUUCAUACAAUUUUAAAUUCAUAUUGUGAUGGGUAAAUUUGUUAUUUUACCCAUUCAUGCAGUCACAGAGCUACCAUUCCAGGAAGUUGUGUUUGGCAAGGGUUGACAGUACAUAUAUGCAAACAUAAGUUGUAACUUGCAACAGUGAUUCUUUGUUGCGAAAAAAAUAAAUAAAUAAAUAAAA